GAGCCCUUCAAAGUCAACGCAAGCGGAGGUGGGUGUGGGCAGCCAAGGCACUCUCUUGGAAACAGUGUAUUGGCCUCGGGACUCCUGGGCCCCUUGGGAUUUCCAAUGGGAUCUUAGAAGCAGCAGAAGGGAAGUUUAGCAGCCCCUGCGAGACCAGCUGCAAUUCCAACGCUCCGCCCUGCCCCGGUUCUGGACCAGGGAGCCCAAAGCCUCCCUCAUCACCCGUCAGGUCCUGGUUGUUAUCCAGGUGGAUACACAUGGCUCUUCUACGCAAAAUUAACCAAGUGCUGCUGUUCCUUCUGGCCCUGACCCUCUGCGGAAUUCUGUACAAGAAGGUUCACAGGGGAUCUGUACUCAAGCCUGAAGCCGGUGAUGAUUCUGAAUCUCCCGAGGACAUGGAAGAGGAGAUUCCAGUGGUGAUCUGUGCGGCCCCAGGGAGGAUGGGCGCAACCAUGGCUGCCAUCAACAGCAUCUACAGCAACACCGAUGCCAACAUUGUGUUCUAUGUCGUCGGACUACGAAACACGCUGCCUCGAAUAAGAAAAUGGAUCGAACAUUCUAAACUGAGAGACAUAAACUUCAAAAUUGUGGAGUUCAACCCUAUAGUCCUCAAGGGGAAGAUUAGACCAGACUCAUCGAGGCCUGAGCUGCUCCAGCCUCUGAACUUCGUUCGAUUUUAUCUCCCUCUGCUCAUCCAUCAGCACGAGAAAGUCAUCUAUUUGGACGAUGACGUCAUCGUACAAGGUGACAUCCAGGAACUGUACGACACCACCCUGGCUCUGGGCCACGCAGCAGCCUUCUCGGACGACUGUGACUUGCCCUCCGCUCAAGACAACAAUCGGCUUGUGGGGCUGCAGAACACGUACAUGGGCUAUCUGGACUACCGGAAGAAGGCCAUCAGGGACCUUGGCAUCAGCCCCAGCACCUGCUCUUUCAAUCCGGGCGUGAUUGUCGCCAACAUGACGGAAUGGAAACACCAGCGUAUCACCAAGCAGCUGGAAAAGUGGAUGCAGAAGAAUGUGGAAGAAAACCUCUACAGCAGCUCCCUGGGAGGAGGAGUGGCUACCUCCCCGAUGCUGAUUGUGUUUCACGGCAAGUAUUCCACCAUCAACCCUCUGUGGCACAUACGGCACCUGGGCUGGAAUCCUGAUGCAAGAUAUUCAGAGCACUUCCUGCAGGAAGCUAAACUACUCCACUGGAAUGGAAGACAUAAGCCCUGGGACUUCCCGAGUGUUCACAAUGACUUAUGGGAAAGCUGGUUUGUUCCUGACCCUGCAGGGAUCUUCAAACUCAAUCACAACAGAUGACACUGCGCCUUGGGAUCCUGCUAAUGCUGUUUCUUAUGAGCAGCAGCACCUCUGAUAUACAUGACCUGCAACGUAAGGAAAAGCUGCUGAGUACAACUGAACCACGUAUCACACAGGUGGACCUAACUCCUUGAAGUUCAAGUGAUAAUUACGACUGGUUAGUUACCACCUCCCUCCACCCCUUUCUGGUGAUUUGAGAUAGGGUCUCACUGUGUACCAGGCUGGUCUUGACUUGAUGACAAUUACAUCAGAAAAAUUUAAAAGUCUCUAAUUUUUUAGUUAGGUAUUUUUGUACCUGUUCUUGUUUGUUUUGGUUUUAAGAUGGGGUCUCUCUCUAUAUAUAUAGCCCUGACUGGCUUAGAACCUACUUAUCAACCAGGCUGGCCUCAAACUCAAAAGAUCUGUAUGUUCUGCCUCCUUUGUACUGGAAUUAAAGGCACAUGCCACCAUGCCUGGCUAAAGGUUUUUCAAUUUUUUAAAAGGUUGCCAGUUUUGUCUUGUAUAAAAACUAAAAACUAAAAGUUAGAGAUAUUGCCAGGUGGUGGUGUAUGCCUUUGAUCCCAGCAGGCAGAGGCAGGAGAAUCACUGUUGAGUUAGAGACCAGCAUAGUCUACAGAGUGAAUUCUAGGACAGCUAGGGCUACACAGAGAAACCUUGUCUUGAAAAACACAACCAAAAAAAAAAAAAAAAUAUCUGCACAAAUAAAAUUUCCAAGUUUUUAUGAUUUUUCU
This is a messenger RNA of Chionomys nivalis (European snow vole), 2038 nucleotides long. It is a transcript of the gene Glt8d2, whose product is annotated as glycosyltransferase 8 domain containing 2. The transcript is spliced from 10 exons. NCBI's taxonomy places the organism in Eukaryota, Metazoa, Chordata, Mammalia, Rodentia, Cricetidae. Gene Ontology annotation, molecular function: glycosyltransferase activity. Bases 258 to 1307 code for a protein of 349 amino acids. The record is from RefSeq and is a predicted model, not a curated record. Gene Ontology annotation, cellular component: Golgi apparatus.